This is a messenger RNA of Fusarium coffeatum, 990 nucleotides long. RefSeq lists its product as uncharacterized. The record is from RefSeq and is a predicted model, not a curated record. Lineage: Eukaryota; Fungi; Ascomycota; Sordariomycetes; Hypocreales; Nectriaceae. The coding region runs from base 1 to 990 and encodes 329 amino acids. The transcript is spliced from 3 exons.
AUGUCAUCCACUUCGAGAAAGUCUGGCCAGGAUGGUGUGGCAUCGAGUCAAAGUUUUGGGCAACACUCGCAAAAUCCUACGGUGGUUCCAGACAUUUUUGAGUUCAGACAAACAUCACGGGACAUUCAGAUUCAUCAGUCCUCGCAUCUUAGGGAAGCAGCUAUUUCCUUUGGCGACCAAGGCCCGAUUGGCUGUCACGGUCCCUUUCCCUUUCAUGCUGGGAAAGACGGAAGAGAGCAAAUGUCAAUGACCUUUACAGAGAGCAUCCAGACGAUGGUCUCUCUCGAAUCACUUUCUUUGGACAUCACCAGUCUGUGCCGAAACCAUCUUGAAGCGUUGUUAUCCGAAUUGCGCGUUAUGCCUAGCCUCAACCUCCAACGUCUUAAGCUGGGAUCAUUGAAAAACUGCGAGGCUUUCGUGGAGUAUGCUGGGACUAAUUUGAAGACCUUGUGUCUGCCCAGUAUGAUCUGCUUUCGGGGACAAUUUGAGCACCUUGAAGAACUCUACAUUCACGAGAGGAACCACUUCAACAAUCCGACGCUGGAACUAAACGACAUUGCUAGAGCUUUCCCACGAUUGAAGUCCCUGGGCUUUCUCGAAGGUCUUUGUGCAGAACCUUACCGAUACUCACGUCUCGAUCCCUGUCAAGGAUGUGUCAAGCAGUGCAAGACAUUGGGCCAAGCACUGCAGGAGAAGCUGCCCAACCUGGAGCGCUAUGUUCAUUCAUUGCGAUGCCCUUUUGUUGAUGAUCGAGACAUUCCUGUCUUGGUCCUCUCUGGUCACCUUGCUCGUUUCAGAAAGGUUUGCCGUCUAAUUAGAGCAAAGCAUCCGUCACUGAAAGAGUUGGUGAUCCUUAUCAGCUACGGGUACCUGCUGCGUUGCAACACAGAUCAGGUUACUAUCGAAAAGCGUGCUGUCUAUGACAGAGCUGCAUUUGCGUUCACUCAAAUAACUCGUGCGCAAGUGGUUCACGAAGAUCAGAGAGGAUGA